AUAAAUAAACGCAAUAAACUAGAAAGUGUAGCUGUUAGCCUAAUCCAAUUCCCUUUGAAGAAGCCCAAUCUCAUCAAUUCGCAGCAACUCCAUCACAAAAUACAAAAUGCAGUCGUUGCUGCCGGUUAGCAUCAGAAACAAGUCGGAGUAGCACUGAACUCAAUCUACCGGAAAACUCUUCCGGAGUUAUUUUGUCGCCGGAGCCAGAGACAGCGACAAAGUCCUUCAGAUUCACAAAAAUGAAUUCUGCUCAAGUUAUAGCGUUCCAGCCUGCGAUUUCUGUGAAGAAUUCUAAGUCAUUUGUUAUUCCAAUGAGUGUUAUUACUAGUUUUCCUCGGAUUCAGAGUAUUAGCAUAAGAGAUGAACCUUCGUUUAGAUUGAAAUCUCUAAAACCUCUUCGUGCUGGUGGAAAAGGAAUGUCGGGAAAUAAUGAUGAGGAUUCUCCUUGGAAAUCUCUUUCAAAUGCGAUGGACAAAUUUAAGGGACAAUCAAUAGAAGAAGUAUUACGGAAGCAGAUUCAAAAAGGUGAGCUUUUUGACAACGGUGAAAGUGGAUUAAAGCCACCAGGAGGAGGAGGAGACGGUGGUGGUGGUGAUGGCAGUCCUGAUGGCACUGGUGGUUUUGAAGAUGAUGACGAUCACCAAGUGAUUUUUGCAACCGGUGCCUUAAUAUUUUUGUAUAUCUAUCUCAUCAAGGGCAAGGCGCUUCGAGCUUUAUUUCUAGAUGUUCUGAAGUUUAUAGUUGGCAGAGGUCAGAGUGAACGACUCCAGUCGAUAAUGGUAUUAUUGGGAAAAGUGUACAGGGGUACAAAACAGAAGAAAGUAACUGAUGAGCAGUUUUUGGAGAAGGCCAUUUUGGGUACCCCAACAUGGUGGUAUGAUCCCAAUGAUUUUCGUCGAGCCGUGAAGAAUUACUAUGCAUCAGAUGAAGAUGAAUAACUUUUACAGAGUCUGUAACAUACUCUUUUGCUCUCCCUUUCAUUUGUUUUUCUUCCAUUGAGCUUAAUGAUGCUUUCUAGACAUUGUAUUGUAUCAUGAUGUUUUCACUGUAAUGGUAAUGUCUCUCCUUGAACAUUAUGGCGAAAGUUGAUCCAUGUAGCAUAUUCCACUUAAUCGGAUAAAAGGCUUUGUUGUUGUUGUUGUUGUAA
This is a messenger RNA of Lathyrus oleraceus (garden pea), 1147 nucleotides long. RefSeq lists its product as uncharacterized. NCBI's taxonomy places the organism in Eukaryota, Viridiplantae, Streptophyta, Magnoliopsida, Fabales, Fabaceae. Gene Ontology annotation, cellular component: chloroplast. Bases 240 to 938 code for a protein of 232 amino acids. The record is from RefSeq and is a predicted model, not a curated record. The transcript is spliced from 4 exons.